Messenger RNA from Penicillium malachiteum, 1284 nucleotides. RefSeq names its product M20 family metallopeptidase. Gene Ontology annotation, molecular function: hydrolase activity. The record is from RefSeq and is a predicted model, not a curated record. The transcript is spliced from 2 exons. Bases 1 to 1284 code for a protein of 427 amino acids. Lineage: Eukaryota; Fungi; Ascomycota; Eurotiomycetes; Eurotiales; Aspergillaceae.
AUGCACCUUCCCUGCUUCUCCGCACCCCGCACACUGGCAACAACAGCCUCUGGAAGCAUCCCUCUCCCCGAGCAGUCCAACCGCCUCGGUCAUAAGUCACUUAAUGCCCAAGAUGUCAUUGAUAAAUCGACUCUGUUAUCCUUGCAUCGAGAUCUCAUCGAAAUCCCCUCGGUCUCCAAUCACGAGCACGACAUCGGCAUUUUCGUCGCCGAGUUCCUCGAGGCUUUCGACUUCACCGUCGUGAAGCAGGAGGUCCCUCCUAUGAAAAAGAAACAAAACGAUGAUGACGAACCUAUCAAACCUCGCUAUAAUAUCUAUGCCUACCCAGCCUCUUUAUCCGAGCAACCCACCAUCCUGUUAACCAGCCACAUCGAUACCGUCCCUCCAUUCAUCCCAUACUCUGUCCACGAGCCCGAAUCCACCUCAAACACAGAAGAUGACUUGAUUAUCGCCGGUCGCGGCAGUGUCGACGCAAAGGCUAGCGUUGCCGCCCAAAUCUUUGCAACCCUCGAAACCCUUAUCUCGAACCCAGGCGCAAAGCUCGGUCUUCUCUUCGUCGUCGGCGAAGAAACAGGCGGAGAUGGAAUGAAGGUCUUCUCCGACUCAGACCUAAACCAGAAUAGCGUCUACCACACCGUUAUCUUCGGCGAACCAACCGAAGCAGCCCUUGUGUCUGGUCACAAGGGUAUGCUAGGAUUCGAGGUCCUCGCACAUGGCGAGGCCGCUCACUCCGGUUACCCAUGGCUAGGAGCUAGUGCGGUUUCGGGUAUUAUUCCUGCGCUUGCCGCUGUGGAUAAAUUGGGUGAUAUUCCAGUUAGCAAUGGUGGACUUCCCUCGUCCCCAAAAUAUGGUCGUACGACUCUGAAUAUCGGUACUGUUAAUGCUGGUGUCGCGACGAAUGUUGUUCCUGCGGAGGCGAGAGCGGAUGUUGCGGUUCGUCUGGCGGCUGGUACUCCUGAUGAAGCGAGGGAGAUUAUCAGGAAGGCUGUGGAGCAUGCUACCAAGGAUGUUGAGGCCGAAGUUGUGGUGGAUUUCACUAAUCACCGUGAAUCCUACCCGCCUCAGGAUAUUGAUACUGAUGUUCCGGGCUUUGAUGUUAUCCCGGUGAAUUAUGGAACUGAUGUUCCGAAUUUGGAGGUUCGCAAGGACGUUAAGCGAUAUCUGUAUGGCCCUGGAACCAUCUUCGUUGCGCAUGGUGAUAAUGAGGCUCUUACUGUGCGUGAUAUGAAGGAUGCUGUGGAGGGUUAUAAAAAGCUGAUUGCUGCUGCUCUGGAGAGAGAGUAA